Heterostelium album PN500 is the source of this 1758-nucleotide messenger RNA. Its product is annotated as MATE family efflux transporter. Bases 1 to 1758 code for a protein of 585 amino acids. Gene Ontology annotation, biological process: xenobiotic detoxification by transmembrane export across the plasma membrane. Gene Ontology annotation, cellular component: membrane. NCBI's taxonomy places the organism in Eukaryota, Evosea, Eumycetozoa, Acytosteliales, Acytosteliaceae. The record is from RefSeq and is a predicted model, not a curated record. Gene Ontology annotation, molecular function: antiporter activity; xenobiotic transmembrane transporter activity. The transcript is spliced from 2 exons.
AUGAAUCCGUUAGAAAAUACAGCCGAUCUGCUUAAGAAACAGGUGGAUCGUUCUAAAUCCAUUCUCAGAGAAAGUAAAGAUGAAAUCAUCUUACUUUUAAAUUGGUCAUGGCCAAUUUUAAUUGCCAAUAUAUUAAAUAAUGUUGCUUAUUUAAUUAUAAAUAUGGUGUUUGUUGGUCAUGUCGGAGAACAACAACUCGCCGGUGUAGCACUUGGAAAUACUUUUACAUUCGCAACAUCUGCCAUUGCCAUUGGUGCUCUCAAUGCCAUGGAUACACUGAUCAGUCAGUCCUUUGGUGCCAAGAACUAUACGUUAAUCAGUCUGACCGUGCAACACGCCAUGAUCAUCUCCUUUGGUUGCUGCGUCUUUGUCAAUGCUAUAUGGCUCGCAACCAAACCCAUCCUGUUGGUGCUUCACCAAGACCCUGUGGUUUCAGAGUAUGCACGUCAAUACGUCUAUGGAAUGAUUCCAGGACUCUAUUUCGGAACGUUCCUCACAAUUCUCCAGAAAUACUUGCAAGCUCAAGGCAUUAUGAAACCAUCGAUCAUUGUCGGUGUCGUCCUCAACAUUUUCAAUGCCAUUCUCAAUUUCUUUUUGGUACACGGCUUUGGUUUGUACGAAGGAAUGGGUGUUGUCGGUAGUGCACUCUCGACAAGCAUUGCCAAGUUUGCAGCAUGCGUCUCGCUGCUUGUAUACAUUAUCGUUUUCAAGCUCUACAAACAGCCCAUCAGAACUUGGUAUGGAUUCUCCAGAGAAUCAUUACGGUGGCAACCGAUCAAGGAGUUCCUCACCCUCGGUAUUCCAGCCGGUCUACAAAUGGCGUUCGAAGGUUGUGGAUUCGAAAUCCUUACGAUUCUGGCUGGUCUUUUCGAUGCCGUCAGUUUGGCGGCGCACUCGAUCGCAAUGAACUUCACGCUGCUCACAUUCAUGAUGCCAUUCUCACUCUCGAUUGCACUCUCAGUGAGAAUCGGACAACUCCUUGGAGCUCGUCAACCUGACGCAGCCAAGCGAGCCACUCGUAUCAGUCUUGGAAUGGCUAUAUGUACGAUGCUGGUGGUAUCGAUCAUUCAAUUGUCCGCGCGAAAGUACAUUGGAUCGAUCUACUCUGAGGAUCAACAGGUGCGAUUACUCGUCUCAAAGAUCCUUCCAAUCUCUGCGUUGUAUCAAAUGUUUGACGGAUAUCAAACGAUGUGUCAAGGAGUGAUAAGAGGUAUCGGAAGAAACCACAUCGGUGCCAUUGCCAAUUUCGUUGCAUUCUACGUGAUUGGUUUGCCAUUCUCCUGUGUGUUUGCAUUCGUAAUCAUGCACAAGGUGUAUGGACUAUGGUGGGGUCUAUGCAUUGGAUUGGCAACGGCAGCACUCUCGCUCGGUUUCUACGUGGCCAGAAUCAAUUGGCACGAGGAAAUGAAGAAGGCACUCGAGAGAACGGGAUCCAGUGAAGAGUCAUCCGUUGAGGAGGGAGAAGCAGGCGAUCUCAUCAAGAGACGAACAGCAACCGGCGAACACAAAGAGUCAUCCGAUGAAGACGAUUCAUCAUCCACCGCAACCAACACAAUCAGCGACGACAAAGUAUUGCUUGGUAGCAGUGUCAAUGACUUGAAACGAUCGAUCGCAUUAGAAGAAUAUCAUGAUAAUGAGUCAACAAAUGCCGAUUUAUCAAUCAACAACAACAACAACUCAAUUAACAACAUAGUUUUAACCUCAAACUUUGAUCAAUCAACCGAUAAUGAUGACGACGAAGAUGAAGAUUUAUUAUAA